This is a messenger RNA of Drosophila sechellia, 1554 nucleotides long. It is a transcript of the gene Swt1, whose product is annotated as Swt1 RNA endoribonuclease. The transcript has 4 exons. Bases 75 to 1286 code for a protein of 403 amino acids. Gene Ontology annotation, cellular component: nucleus. NCBI's taxonomy places the organism in Eukaryota, Metazoa, Arthropoda, Insecta, Diptera, Drosophilidae. The record is from RefSeq and is a predicted model, not a curated record.
CCCCACCUCUAAGUGCCUAUUGAAAUACAAAAUAAAUAAGUGCUUGCUAGAAAUCAAAUGCUGGAGAACACAAAAUGUCGCUCGGUGGAGAAAGCAAGCACACUCCAAAGCUAUCCAAUCUGAGGCUUUUGGACGACGACCAGCUGGUUAGGAUCGUCAGGACGCCACGUCCGUCAAAUGGAUUGGGCCAGCAUCCCGCACAGGAUCGCCUCAAGCGCCUGCAGGCCCAACUGAAGCGGAUGCAGGACAACGAGAAGGAGCAGGGGACCACCAAUCGGAGCACCCACAGUUCCUUGGCAGCUCGUCGUUCAUGUGCGUCCACAUCUACACCCCAGCGAAUCCUAAAGGUGCCGGCCAAGGUGGCCAGGAAUGCCUGGGAAAAGCCAAAAGCCCUGGUGGAUGCCAAUCGCCUGAAGGCGGGACGUAGCCAACCUGCCAACCAGCGUCUCAUGCUAUUAAGAGCUUCGCUGCAGCAGAAGCAGCAAUGCGAGGAGCGCAACAACAAUAUUGUGCCCAAGAUCAACGAAGAGGUGAUCGAAAAACAACCAGAGAUCUGCAACAUCACAAAUACAAGUGCAUUUGGCUCGACGGCCAGCGAUAUGGAGGUCGAGCCCAUGGAAUGGCAGGAUUCCAUUGAAGAGGAGGCUACACAAAAGAAUCAGGAUGAGGCUAAGGAAGGGGACGAUACUCUAUUGAUGUUGCAGGCGGAGUCCAUUGAAGAGGAGGCUCCACAGAAGGAUCAGGAUGAGACGAAGGAAGAGGACGACACUCUAUUGAUGCUGCAGGCGGCCGAUGCCGAGGAGCUGCCCCCAAGGCUUGUGGAUUACAUGUACUUUGUGCUAGACACCAACGUUCUCAUACACAACCACAAGUUCGUGGAAAGACUGACCGAUGUGGUGCUCCCUGGCACGGUGGGGAGCAUGCUGUACCUUCCCUACAUAGUAAUCAAAGAGCUGGACAAGCUGAAGUACAAGUACGAGUCGGACUGCCUGAAGCGCGUGAUUGCCGUGCGAGCAAUACGCUUUUUGAACACCAAGUUCGACGAGAGCUUGCAAAUACAAGCUCAAUCUGCUUUGGAGGAGGCGGAUCACCUGAUCAAGAUCGAUUGCCCGGACGAUAGCAUUGUGAAUUGCUGCCUGCAGCUGCAGGAGCAGGUUCCCCACAUGAUGCUGCUCACCAACGACGCGAACCUCCGGCUCAAGGCCAAUGCCUCCGACAUAAAGGUCUCCAGUCGCUCCGCUCUGAUGUCCACCUAUGCGGAUGAGUUCGCUGGCUUCGGCGAUUAAUUCGAUGCCAUCCGAGCUCCCACUUUACAUUUAGUAUACGAAAGACUGUGACUGCGUUUGUGAUACGGGAUCGGGAGGCAGGCAAAAGGGAUCGACCAGUCAAGCAAGAUGCACCGCAGCAUACAUGAAGUACAAUGAAUCCUUAAAACCUAAUAUACUUUCAGAGGAAGGCCACUGACGUGUUCACCGAAGACUUUAAACAUGCACAUAUUAGACAUCAUAUUUAACUGCCAUUUGCUACGUGGAAUAAAGUUUGUUUCUGGAUAUA